Messenger RNA from Argentina anserina (silverweed cinquefoil), 732 nucleotides. RefSeq lists its product as uncharacterized. The coding region runs from base 38 to 433 and encodes 131 amino acids. NCBI's taxonomy places the organism in Eukaryota, Viridiplantae, Streptophyta, Magnoliopsida, Rosales, Rosaceae. The record is from RefSeq and is a predicted model, not a curated record. The transcript has 3 exons.
GUGGAGGCGGAGAAGAAACUCUCUUGCAACUCUCACAAUGCCUCCAGCCAAGAAGGGAAAGGCCAAAGGCAAACCCACCAACGCUGCCGCCGAGUCGACUCAGUCCUCCGCCAACAACAACUUCCCGGCCUGUAUACGAUCCGUGCCUCCCUCCUCAGUCGCCAUCACCAUCCACGCCAAACCCGGCUCCAAACUCGCCUCCAUCACCGAUUUCAGUGACGAGGCUCUGGGCGUGCAGAUCGAUGCGCCCGCCAAAGACGGCGAAGCCAACGCCGCCCUUCUCGACUACAUUAGCUCCGUUUUAGGUGUAAAAAGAAGGCAGGUUUCUAUUGGAUGUGGCUCUAAAUCAAGAGACAAGGUUGUUAUUGUAGAGGAAAUGACUCUACAAAGUGUUUUUGACAUUCUGGAUAAAGCUUCAAAGUGCAGCACAUAGAGUGAGAGACCGCAUAGUGGGAGGGAUGUAAAUUUAAUCCUUGAAUCGGGCAAGAACUUCUAUCUGAUGUUAGCACCUACAAAGUCCUACGUUUUGUCCAAUUUUAUCUGUAUAUAUAGAAAAGUUUCUGCUGAUGGUUUAGAUGCUUCAUGAAUUGUAUGUUUGGUCGUUUACAAUAGAUGGUUACUUUAUAAAUGCAAAUUCUGCUUAAACUUAAUCAGUUAAGCCAUCAUUGCAUGUUAAUUUCCUCAAAUGUUAUUCCCUUCAUUGUUCAUUCUUGAUGUUAAAUUAUCCCAUUU